This is a messenger RNA of Cucurbita maxima (winter squash), 2629 nucleotides long. RefSeq names its product ubiquitin carboxyl-terminal hydrolase 18-like. Gene Ontology annotation, molecular function: cysteine-type deubiquitinase activity; cysteine-type endopeptidase activity. The transcript has 11 exons. Lineage: Eukaryota; Viridiplantae; Streptophyta; Magnoliopsida; Cucurbitales; Cucurbitaceae. The record is from RefSeq and is a predicted model, not a curated record. Gene Ontology annotation, biological process: protein deubiquitination. Bases 1 to 2070 code for a protein of 689 amino acids. Gene Ontology annotation, cellular component: nucleus; cytosol.
AUGCACGUCUCUGGAGUAACCUUGGAUCUUAAUUGGUUCCUGCAAUUGAUAUUGACAGUGUUUUUGAUCAUCGUUGGGUUGCUGUACUUGGUAAAGAAUACGGCCUCCAAAUACUUUGAGGUCGACGCGAAUUUCGAGGCUUCGGGUGGUGGAGGAAUGGCGGGAAAAGGCGGAGGCGACGGUGGCGAUUGCAACUCAAUGUCCGGUGGCGGUUCUACGGGUGAUGCUGUAUGCGUCGUCUGUGGGAAUUUGGGCACGAAGAAGUGCUCGCGGUGCAAGGCCAUUCGAUACUGUUCACCAAAAUGUCAAGAAAUUCAUUGGAAAGCUGGCCACAAGACGAAGUGCAAGGAUUUUCAAGCGCGUAGGAAUUCCGACAGGGGUUCCAAAGCUUCUAAUGUUGGGAGCAAAAGUUUUUCUUCAAUUUCGCUGAUACCGUCUCAUAAGGCCUCUAAGCCUAUCAAGCAACCAAAAGAUAUUCUUUUUCCCUAUGAUGAAUUUCUGGACCUUUUUUUCUGGGAUAAGCGUCAGUUUCAUCCUUGUGGACUCUUAAAUUGUGGCAAUAGUUGCUAUGCAAAUGUGGUUCUUCAGUGUCUGUCCUAUACAAGACCACUUUUUGCCUUCCUUAUGGAAAGAGGGCACAGAAAUGAAUGUGUUCGUGAUGAUUGGUGUUUCUUUUGUGAGUUUCAAACACAUGUUGAAAGAGCUAAUCGAAGUGCCCAACCCUUUUCACCUAAUAAUAUUAUCCUUCGGUUGCCUAAUAUUGGUGGAAAUCUUGGUUAUGGAAGGCAGGAAGAUGCCCAUGAGUUCAUGAGAUUUGCUAUUGAUAGAAUGCAACUUGCGUGCCUUGAUGAAUUUGGUGGAGAGAAAGCUGUUCGUACACCUUCCCGAGAGACGACCAUUAUACAACACAUUUUUGGUGGUCAACUUCAGUCCCAAGUGAUAUGUACAAAUUGCGAGAUUGUCUCCAACCAGCUUGAAAAUAUGAUGGAUUUGACUGUUGAAAUUCAUGGGGAUGCUGCAUCAUUGGAGGAGUGCCUCGAUCAAUUCACGAAAGUCGAGUGGCUGCAUGGUGAUAAUAUGUACAAAUGUGAUGGGUGCAAUGACUAUGUCAAGGCAUCAAAACGUCUUACGAUUAAACAGGCUCCUAACAUUCUUACAAUUGCCUUGAAGAGAUUUCAGAGUGGAAGGUUUGGGAAGCUCAACAAGAAAGUAACAUUUCCAGAGACUUUAGACCUUAGUCCUUACAUGAGCGAAGCAGGAGAUCGUACGGAUGUGUACAGGCUUUAUGCUGUAGUCGUUCACAUUGAUAUGCUGAAUGCUUCAUAUUUUGGACACUAUAUCUGCUACAUUAAGGACUUCUCUGGAAAUUGGUACAGGAUUGAUGAUCGUAAGGUUUCUAAAGUUGAUUUAGAAGAGGUGCUAUCUCAAGGAGCGUACAUGAUUUUGUUCUCCAGGGUUCGCCCGCGAUCUUCAAGUCUUCAAACUAUUGAAUCUAUGAGGAACAAUCAGCUACAAAAAGAGAAUGGAGAAGCGGAUCUUUGCGCAAAUGAACGAGUUGGAAGUGCUAAACUAAGUCUUGUGGAUCACGUUUGUUCGUCCAACUCCGAGUCGAGUGAUGGCUGCAUGCAUUCUGAUAAUUUUACUGGGUCCCCUGACAUUCAACCACAACCCCUGAGACUGUGUUCUAAAGAUGAUAUGGAUGGAGAUGUACUUGAAUCGUCUACUUCAAGCGGGGUUUCUGCGUGUACUCGCAAAGCAGAUUUUGGGGUAUCUUCUGAAGCGGUAAUGGAUGAUGUUCGGGAUAUAGAUCUGCUUGAUUUUGGAACUAGUUCAUCUGUUCCAAGGGAUAUUCCUUCUUUUGGAAAGGAUUCUCUUUUGUUGUUGAACUACGAACCUUCGAUAACAAAUCCACUGGAUACAAGAACAGCAAGUGGAAAUGAUCAUUGUCAUUCAGCCAUUUCUAUGGAGGUUUCUUACGGCGAGGAUGUUUUGGUGAACAAUCUCAGAACUGCGAAAGACGAUUCAGAGGAUACAAAUAUGGUUAGUUGCGAUACGAGUUCUCUCCUCUAGCACAAGAUGUCAAUGUUCUUGUCAAUGGACACAUACAUGGAGAUGAAACCGUUCCUCUCGCUACAAAUAAUCAAAAUAAUUACUCAUUCAACGAGACGUCUGCUGCUGAAUCCCACAAGAUGAAUCCGGGAUUGCCCUGUCUGGGCUAUUAGUUUGAAGAUGCAAGCGGAACAAAUCAAGUGGAGUCGAUGGGUGAUGUUUAGGCCACUCGAUCGAUCAUUCAUAGAUCAAUCAGUCAUCCUUAAAACGAGGUUUGAGCUGAUAUAUAUUUUUUUCUUCUUCUGAGGUUUCACUAUUAGCAGAGAUCUCGGCGUCGAUUACAAAUUGUGAAAGUCCGUAAACAUAUCAAAGUAUUGGUUCUCACUGUGCUUUUAUGCAAUAGGGAUUAGGCUCCUACAGAGAAUAUCUGGAUACCUUGUUUUAGAGUUCAUUAGAGAUUAGGUUCUUAGUUUCUUCUAACAGAAAUUAAAACUCAUUUCUAAAUGUUGACCUUGUGUGUUCCUGAUGCACAUUCAUUAUAAAUUCUAAUGAGAAUGAGCUACACUUUUUUCUCGUAACA